GUAUUUAUAGACAGUCUGUCUUGCACAUGACCCUACAGGAAUGGCGAUUCCAUCGAGUCUUUUUAACGCUCGUUCAGAUUUCGUUCAAGGUAGACACUUAGAAUAACAUUCGAAUAGAUUCAAAUCUAAAAAACUACCCAAAAUUCCCGUUACAGACUAACUAUUUUCGUAUCAUUCAGAGUGUCAGAUGAAACUCACCAGGAACUGAAUGCAGUUUUGUUUGAAUACUGUCAGGAAAAACGUAUCGCUCCAUUUCAUUUGGGAAUUUCCACCUUUGCUGUUCAAGAUAAGUAUGCCAAAUUCAACUUCAGUACAGCUACCCGGCUUUAAUUUGGCGACACCUGGGCGACACCAAAAUGAAAUAUUGUCGACUCAAACAAUUCUGCUGUGGCUGCUCACUCCAAACCGGCACCAAAAUAGUCGGUGUCAUAUGUUUGGUAGUUGGAACUAUAGGUUUCAUUUUGGGUAUAGUUGACAGUAUAUCGAAUGCUGUGGCUGUCAAUAAAGUAGCAGGUAUUUCUACAACAUGUGCUAAUAAUAUCAUUCGAAUCGUCGGGUCAGCUUUGACCAUUACCACUAGUAUUUUCCUAUUGAUCUCGGCUUGGAACAAUCACAAGUCCAUGUUCCUUUUGCCGUGGAUCAUAUUAGAAGCGAUUACAUUUCUUAUCGUGAUUGGCUACUCGUUAUUCUUCGGCAUAUUUUUAUCCAUUGCUGGAGGCUAUGGAAUUGGAAUAGGUUACCUGAUUGGCUCUGUCGUUGGGGCAGGGCUUUGGCUUUUCUUCUGGUUGGUGGUCUUCAGCUACUACCUGGAACUGAAAGAAGACGCGAAACUACAACAAUUCUCAGAUCGGAACAUGAUUGAUUAUGACUUAGUGGCUUUUAACGACGGAGUGUAUCGAUCGCACGAGGGCAAAAUGUUUUCUCGAGUUUGAAAGUGAUUGCGUUAUCGAUGAGCGCAGCCGUUGCUAUCACGUGCCAGAGUGUUCUAGAGCUUAUGUUAGUUGUUCCAUUAAAUGGCAAGUAUUUCUUGUCUGUGAUACGCUGAUAAUUAAUUAAGUAUAGAGAUUAUAGUGCUCUAUCUUAAAAUGUAGUGCCUUAUUUGUACAUGUUCAGUUUGUAAAUUUCUAUAAAAAUCAUUUCAAUAGACGCUAAAAGACUAGGCUAGACUA
Molecule: messenger RNA, 1169 nt
Organism: Daphnia pulicaria
Lineage: Eukaryota; Metazoa; Arthropoda; Branchiopoda; Diplostraca; Daphniidae
Exons: 5
Coding region: 357-932 (191 amino acids)
Source: RefSeq, a predicted model, not a curated record